Molecule: messenger RNA, 603 nt
Organism: Pyrgilauda ruficollis (rufous-necked snowfinch)
Lineage: Eukaryota; Metazoa; Chordata; Aves; Passeriformes; Passeridae
Gene: CSF3
Product: colony stimulating factor 3
Exons: 5
Coding region: 1-603 (200 amino acids)
Biological process (GO): positive regulation of myeloid cell differentiation; positive regulation of cell population proliferation; immune response
Cellular component (GO): extracellular region
Molecular function (GO): growth factor activity; cytokine activity
Source: RefSeq, a predicted model, not a curated record
AUGUGCUUCCUCACCCGUGGGCUGGCACUGCUGCUGGCUGUGCUGCUGUGGCGGGCGCUGCAUGGGGCACCACUGACCGAGCUCUCAGGGGACCAGGACUUCCAGCUCUUCCUGCAGAGGAACCUCGAGUUCACCCGCAAGAUCCGUGGGGACGUGGCUGCGCUGCAGCGCGUGGUGUGUGACACCCUCCAGCUGUGCAAGGAGGACGAGCUGCAGCUGGUGCGGCAGGACGUGGACAUCGCACAGGCGCCGCUGGAGCAGUGUCACCGCCGCACCUUCCAGGCAGAGACCUGCUUCAGCCAGAUCCGAGCCGGGCUCCGCAUCUACCACGGCUCCCUGGCCACCCUCCGAGCCCUGCUGCCCGGGCACGCUGGGCUGGUGGAGACCCUGCAGCUGGACAUGGCCAACCUGUCCUCCAACAUCCAGCAGCAGAUGGAGGACCUGGGCUUGGCCACGGUGACGUACCCCACAGAGAACCAGGACCCCGUCCCCACCUUCUCCUCCCACUUCCACCACCAAGUGGGCGGCUUCUUCAUCCUGGCCAACUUCCAGCGGUUCCUGGAGACGGCGUACCGGGCACUGCGGCACCUCACCAGCCUCUGA